This is a messenger RNA of Daphnia carinata, 1796 nucleotides long. RefSeq names its product cytochrome P450 302a1, mitochondrial-like. The transcript is spliced from 8 exons. The record is from RefSeq and is a predicted model, not a curated record. Gene Ontology annotation, molecular function: iron ion binding; oxidoreductase activity, acting on paired donors, with incorporation or reduction of molecular oxygen; monooxygenase activity. The coding region runs from base 157 to 1755 and encodes 532 amino acids. NCBI's taxonomy places the organism in Eukaryota, Metazoa, Arthropoda, Branchiopoda, Diplostraca, Daphniidae.
UAAAGGCCACGUUGCCAAACGCUUAAGGGCUUUGAAAUAUUGACCCUCCCCUCGUUUAGCGACCUUGAACAACUGUCAAGAGAAUGCAAAAUAUCCGUAUUCUGAAAAGCUGUCUGCAGAUAGUCAGUGUGAUUGAACGGCUUACAGAAUUUCCAAAUGUUUGUUAAGCAAGAAUAUCGUAAUGCUUUUCUUUUAACUAAGUUUUGUGACGCUCUCUGUGUUGGUAAACAAGUUGGUCGUGAAUUGAGCCAUACAGCAUGCACACAGACUUGCCGGUACCGGUCGUCUCCUUCUGCUACCACUGAAAGGGAUGUAAAAGCUUUUAGCUCAAUACCAGGCCCUAAACCACUACCUUUGGUCGGAAAUAUCUGGCGCUACGCCAUAGGACAAUAUUCGUUCGACCAGUUGCAUACUUCCGGACUGAAAAAGUAUCAACAGUUUGGCAGCAUUGUUCGAGAAGAAAUUUUGCCAGGUGUAAAUCUUUUGUUACUCUACCGACCGGAGGAUAUUGAACACAUGUACCAGGUUGAAGGCCGGUAUCCAUCCAGGCGCAGUCAUACGGCUUUAGAAUUCUAUAGACUUCAAAGACCUCACAUUUACAACAACGGGGGCCUCCUUCCAACAAAUGGACCAGAAUGGCAUCGCCUACGACAAGCCCUUCAGCGUCCACUGAAUAUGCCGGAAAACAUCCGCCAAUAUAUUCCCGGUAUCGACACGAUCGCUCGCGAAUUCACCGAGCUUAUUUCCACGUCAGUUAAUACAAUGAAAACUUCACCAGACUUUUUACAAGACCUAUCUAAAGUCUUUCUUGAAUUUCUUGGUUUGGUGACGUUCGAUACGCGAUUGGGAUCUUUGAAAAAGAAUUUGGCUAAUGAUUCCUGUCCGUAUAAACUCAUAGAGGCUGCCGGUGACACGAAUAACGAAAUACUUCGAACGGAUAAUGGCCUUCAACUUUGGCGCAAAUGGAAGACACCUUCCUACAAAAGAAUAUGUCGUUCUCAAGAAUACAUUGAGAGUAUUGCGUUGCAAUUUGUCAACGCAAAAAAAGCUGAGUUGCUUACCAAGAAGUUCGCUGAUGAUUCUCAAAAAACUUUGUUAGAAGUUUAUCUAACGUCGAAGGACCUAGACGUUAAAGAUGUGAUCACUAUGGUUGCUGACAUGCUUCUGGCUGGCAUUGAUACUAGUUCUUACACAAUGAGCUUCAUACUGUACCAUCUUGCCAAAAAUCCAUUAAGCCAAGAGAAGAUUUAUCUGGAAGUUAAGCAGCUCCUGCCAAAAUCCAACAGUGUUGUAACAUCUGAUGUCCUUGCUCAACUGAAAUAUCUAAAGGCUGCAGUAAAAGAGUCCUUUAGAUUAAAUCCAAUCUCAAUUGGGGUUGGAAGAAUUUUACCAGAAGAUUCAUCCUUUUCAGGAUAUCACUGCCCAAAAAAUACAAUACUUGUGAGCCAGAACCAGGUUUCAUGUCGACUCGAGUGUUACUUUAAGAACCCAUUACAAUUUGUUCCUGAACGGUGGAUAAAAGGAGACCCAGCUUAUGAAAAAGUCCAUCCAUAUCUGGUAUUGCCAUUUGGACACGGUCCGCGAGCUUGCAUUGCUCGUAGACUAGCGGAGCAAAAUUUGUACAUUCUUUUAACACGGCUCGUGAGGCAGUUUCGCAUCGAGUGGCAUGGUGCUGAGCUAGAUGUCAGAUCGAAAUUAAUUAAUCGUCCAGCCGUACCAUUGAAAUUCAGUUUCAUCGAGCGAACAAAUUUUUAAUUUCAUUCUAAGUUUGUGAAUUUAAUUAAAAGAAAUAAAAA